This is a messenger RNA of Clarias gariepinus (North African catfish), 6002 nucleotides long. It is a transcript of the gene cc2d2a, whose product is annotated as coiled-coil and C2 domain containing 2A. The record is from RefSeq and is a predicted model, not a curated record. The transcript is spliced from 39 exons. NCBI's taxonomy places the organism in Eukaryota, Metazoa, Chordata, Actinopteri, Siluriformes, Clariidae. Gene Ontology annotation, cellular component: ciliary transition zone. Gene Ontology annotation, biological process: non-motile cilium assembly; protein localization to ciliary transition zone.
AUGAAAUCGGGAGACGAGACCAAAACGCGAGGCGGCUUCUCCAAUCGGCGAAACACUCCUCCCGCGUCCCUGAAGCAACGCGCAGCGCAUGCGCAGUUUAUCCGAAGCAGCACUCCCGGUGAGCGGCGAGCAGCCAAUCACGUCUUUCUGUGAUCCUCCUUCAUCAUGUCUACUUCCAGUGAUAUCCGUGAGAAGCUGCGCAAGAAGCGGCGGGCGCUGCAGGAGUCCUUGGUGAAAGUCAGGGAUGACACACAGGCUCUGGUUCCUCCUGACUCCGGCGCCACUAAGGAGAGCGCUCACACCAUGGUGGAGGAGCUGACCAGCAGAGAAGAGGACCCGGGUGAAACCCUGCGGCAGUCUCUGAGAGCACAGAGAAUGAAAAAGAAAAAGAUGCUGUUGAAAGAGAUGGAGGUGGAAGAUGAGGUGGUGCAGGAGGUGGUCACGGUUGUGCAGGAGCUGCAGGAGGAGGGUCCAGAAGACUCACAGGCAGAGAGCAUUCGAGUGGCUCGAGCACACAGAGACCUUCCUCCUCUCCCUGGUCCGAGGGCCGACUCCAGCCUGUCAGAGAGCUCUGUGAGGCAGCGUAUGAGGGAGAAGCUGAGAGAGGCCAGGUCCAAAGCUGCGAGUCAGUUGGAGCAGGAGGCUUCGCUGGAGCCGGCCAGUCGUCUGAAGAGCCUCAGAGACAGAGUGACUCUGACCAGAUUCGACCAGGAAUCAGGCGACGCUCCCGGGCACAGCGACGCGUCCACCGCUGCCAGGGUGAAAUUCCGGGAUGCAGCCAGACGCCUCACCAGAGACAAAAAGACCGAGAGCGGUUCGGUGACCGCAGAGGAAGCGUACAACUUCUUCACCUUCAACUUUGACCCCGAACCCGAAGAGCGUCCACCCAAGGUCGAACCAAAGAGCCAAGACGGAAGAGGUGAUGAGCAGGAGGAAGAAGAGGAAACUGACGAGGAAGAAGAGCAUGAAGGAGAGGAGGAGAUCACAGAGCGGGACGAAGAUGCGCCGCUGGUCCAGGAUGAAGAAGAGGAUCUGUUUGUUAUUCAGUCAGCGCAGGACUUUCUGGAAGUCAAGAAGACAGAGUAUGUCGAGUACGACAGCUUAAUGCAGAGAGAGAACGAGCUUCUGUUCAUCCCCAGUAUGAGACCCGUGCCUGCUUCUAGUAAGCUCCCGGAGAACGUGCGUCCCCGUUACCUGGAGGAGGAGGGUCUUUACGUAGGAGAGAGACCGUAUGUUUCCAGGACCAAUCAGAACAUUAUGGAAAACCGCAUUAUAAAGCAGAAUCAGGGGAUGAAGUGGUUUGGCGAUGAUGGCCGGAUCAUGGCGCUACCCGAUCCAAUCAAAGAAUCUUCGUCAAGACCGCCCCUUUUCCAUCUGGAGGAGGAGCUAGAGCCGGCACUACAGACUGUCUACAGAAAGGCGCUAAAAUCCAAGCACGUCAACCGGUACAUCAUAGGAGUCGGAGACCCAGACGGAGACUACCAGCUGGACGUUGAUGUAUCCGGGCUGAUAUUCUCCCAUCAUCCCUUGUUCAGCAGGGAGCACGUACUGGGGGCUCGGCUGGCCCAGCUAUACGACCAGCACCUCACCAGACGCCACAAAAACGUCACCCGUCUCCUGACAGAUAAGUUAAACGGGUUGCGAAAUGCGAUUCACAAUACGCUCGAGCUUCAUAACGGAGAGGGCCUCAGUCUGGUGAGUCAGCAAAGAAUCAUGGAGUACAAGCAGGAAAUAAGACACACUCGUCAGCUCCGAGACUUGGAGCAAGAGAGAGACCGAACUCUGCUGAAGAGCAUUGUGAAAGUGUGGAAAGAGCUCAAAGCCCUGCGGGAGUUCCAGGGAUUCACCAACACGCCCUACAAACUCUACAUCAGGAAAGAGGAGGUGGAGCGAGGACGGGACAAACGAGAACACGAGGCCGAGAUCUUAGCAGAGGUGGCCGAGGUGCAGACCGAGCUCGCCGAGGAUUAUGAGAGGAGGAUGGUUGAAUACCGGAGCCAACUGGAGGAAUGGAGGUCCUGGAGGAGGAAGCAGAAAGCUGUGAAGCAGAAGAAGAAAAGACAGCAGUCUGAAGAUGAGGAAGAGGAAGAACAGGACGAGAACAACGAGGAAGAGGUGCGAGUGAAACCAGAACCUCCAGAGAAACCGGACAUGGCGAGCCUGGAGCAGGAGGUUCGAGAGAAAGCCGCAAAGAUCCGCAGGAAGCCGGGAGAACCAGUUCUGGUUCCGGAGCUUACAGUGACCUGUCCGGUCACUCCUAACGAGCAGUGUCCGCGGGGCGAAUUUGCACGGCGGGAGGACGUAGCAAAGCGCUCGCUCUUCAUUAAAGUGCUUUACAACGACAAAGAAGUUUCCAGAACAGACAGUCGCUCGCUCAGCAUGGACUUCCGGGUUCACUUCGGCCAAAUGUUCAACCUGAAGAUCGUGAACUGGCCCGAGAGCGUCAAACUUCAGGUGUACGAGAGCGCCGGAUCAUCUACCAAUCUGUUAGCGGAGGUGUGCGUGCCGGUUCCGGAAACGUCCAUCCUAACAGGAAGGGCUUCGUCCGAAGAGAUGGAGUUCAGCAGCAACCAGAGGGUCGCGUUUAACCACGAGGGCGUCGGCAGUGAUGUGCCGUUCUCGUUCAUGGCCGACGGCAGUAACAAGCAGACGCUCCUGACCUCGGGGAAGCUGUCCUGCUGUGUGUCCUGGGCCGUAGGAGAGGAUGACCUACCCCUGGCUCCGCCCUCCGGCCAGCCCGGUGCAGGUAUCCACAGUGGUCUGAGGCAGAUGGAUGCCAUAGCGUGCAUCGGCGCCUCCGGGCUAAAUGACAUGAAGAAGCUGGGGAAAUGGGCAGCCGAAUCUCGCCUCGACCCCAACGACCCCAACAACUCCUCCAUAAUGCAGCUACUCUCAGUGGCGAGCGGAGGAGAGCUAGCGGCCCCGGAUUAUUUCCGAGUGGAGCAGUUGCAGGAGGAGUUCAACUUCCUGUCUGACGAGGAGCUGGAGCGCUCGCGCCGCUUUCGCCUGCUCAGGUUGAGAAGCCAGGAGGUGGCCGAGUUCCGGCAUUUAAAAUCCGUGCCUUCUACAGAGCGCGAGAUCUCGGAGAAAGUGUUCGAGGAUUAUGAGCGCAGACUGAAGGAAGGAGAGCUGGUCGACACCAAGGAGCACAUGGAUGCACACAGAGCUUUGGUGGCCAAAUAUCUACAGAAAGUGCGGGAGUCGGUCAUUAACCGCUUCCUCGUAGCUAAACAUCAUUAUGUUCUGUCGGAUGUGAUAGUAGAAGAGGAGGUACCGAGCAUUGGGAUUUUAGGCCUGAACCUGUUCAAGCUGGCCGAGCCCAAGCGUCCUCUGAAGCCUAGAAGAAAAGAGAGGAAGAAAGUGACGGCUCAGAACCUUUCAGACGGAGACAUCAAACUACUCCUGAACGUCAUCCGAGGCUACGACGUCCCCGUCAGGAAACCUCACACCAGCAAACCCACAGCGGCGUCUAAGAGCGCUCGGUCCCACGCUGAGCCGUUUGCGUCGGCUCAGUCUUCUCAGACCGCCCUCCAGGGCAGCGAGUGGCCCCUCGGCCAGGCUCAGAUCCGUCCCUACGUUGAGGUCUCGUUUCAGCGUACAGUACUGCGGACAUCUACAGCCGAGGGUCCGAACCCCUGCUGGAACGAAGAGCUGGUGCUUCCGUUCAGCGCCCCAAACGGAGACUAUAGCACGUCCAACCUGCAGGCUGUCCGCGACGAGGUCUUCAUCAGCGUCUUCGACGAGGUCCUGUACGAGGUGGUCGAGGAUGACAGAGAAAGAGGAAGCAGUGUUUAUACACGUAUUGAAAAACACUGGCUGGGCUCCAUCAAGAUUCCAUUCAGCACAAUCUACCUACAGUCACGAAUCGACGGGACGUUUAAGGUGGCCACGCCCCCAGUGUUGCUAGGCUACAGUCAAGAGCGGAGCCUGGGCGGCGAGGGUGGCUAUGACACGGUUCGGAGUCUAAGUGAAGGCACCUAUCUCACCCUCUUCAUCACCAUUGAACCACAGCUGAUGCCUGGAGACACCGUCAGAGAAAAAUUUGACUCUCAGGAAGGUGAGCAUUUGCUCUUGGCAUGCGAAAGCUUCGAGAAGGACGCGGCGAAGAGUUUCCUGGACCGCCCCUGUCUCACCACCGUGGUGGAUAUGAAUGGCAAAACCGUCUUCAUCACGCGCUUCAUCCGCCCUCUCGGCCCUCCGCAGGAGCUGCUGGACGCUUUUCCCAACAACCCCCAGGAGGCCACGGAACUGGUUGCUCGAUUUGUUUCUCUCGUCCCCUUUCUCCCAGACAGCGUGUCUUUCUCUGGCAUUUGUGAUUUAUGGAGCACCUGCGAUCAAUUUCUGAUGCUGUUAGCGGGAGACGAAGAGGAGCACGCCGUCCUGCUCUGCAAUUACUUCCUGUCCAUGGGUAAAAAGGCGUGGCUCAUCAUAGGAACCGCCAUCCCUGAGGGUCCCACGGCGUACGUUCUCACCCAAGAACAGAACCGCUAUGUGAUCUGGAACCCCAGUACGGGUCAGUACUACGGACAAUAUGACACCUUCUGCCCACUGCAGACUGUUGGCUGCCUGGUCAACGCUGAUAAUGUGUGGUUUAAUAUCCAGACCUACGCCACUCCCAUGAGGAUGGGGUUCGACGUCACCAAACCCAAGUGCUGGAAACCAUUCUUCUCCAGAGCGUUCCCCAACCCCGGGCUCUCCAGCAUACAGCCUGAGGAACUGGUGUACAGGAGGACAGACAAGGCAGCUGCAGCAGAGUUACAGGACAGGAUAGAAAAGGUGCUGAGGGAGAAGAUCAUGGAAUGGCGCCCGAGACACCCGACUCGCUGGAACCGCUACUGCACCUCGACCUUACGUCACUUCCUGCCAAACCUGGAACGCAGCGGAGGCCGUGAGGUCUCCGAGGAGCACCGCAUCGAGCUGCAAAGCCUGCUGGGAGACUACAGGAUCUCCGGGUUUCCCCUACACCUUCCGUUCUCUGAGAUCCGGCCGAUCGUCGAGGCCGUGCACAGCACAGGCGUACACAGAGCCGAGGCUUCCAACGUGGAGUUUGCGCUGGCCGUGUACGUCCAUCCUUACCCCAGUAACGUACUCUCUGUGUGGGUUUAUAUCGCCUCGCUUGUCCGAACACGCUAGCUUUCACAAUAUUGCAAGUAGCCAUAAAUGGGUGAAUUUUUUUUUUUUUAUGACGACUUUUUUUUUUCACCUGAACUGUCUGCUUAGAGGUUAAUUUAAUUAUAUUUAUAUAAUUAUAUUAGAUUUUAAUCAGUGUAUAAAGAAGUAUAUUUUGUGACGGAGUUUAUACUGAAGAUUUUGUAUUUGUACUUGAAUCGAACAAUGGUUUCAGCAUCAGUGAUGAAAGCAUGAAGUUGCACAGGCCAUACAAGCACAACUUUUUUUUUUGUGUGUUAUCAUAUUAUAGAGUAAGAGUUUAGUGGACACUAAAAAGGUCUUUUUUUAAACCGCUAUUUUCAAACAUAACUUAUACAUAAAUAGCAAACAAAUAUUAUACAUAAAUAGUAUUACAGAAAAAUAUCUGCAUGCCUGUAAGGAAAGCAACAUAUUACAUGAUGGACAAAAAAAAACUAAUUUAGGCUCUUUCGUUUUACAUGAAAAUUGAAAGUAGCGAGUGAUAAAGUUAAUCUUUGAAGUGGUUACUUUCUCCAGCACGCUCAGUAAAACCUAACAGCUAUUUUACUUAUGAAACUGCACACAUCUGUAUCUACUGUAACACUACAGAUUAUUUUCAAUCAAAGAGUUUUCACACCAAAUCUUGACUGUGUUAAUUUUAUUAAUCUUUAGCAUUCUUUAUAGAAGUUUCUUUUAUAUAGAAAUGUAGAAAUAAAGACAUUUUUGUUUGUGCAACAUUUUUUUUUUUUAUCUGCUACAGGUUUUUGCACAGUACUGUAAGUAAAACAGCUGGAUGGUUUUACUGAGUGUGCUGGAGAAUAUGAGGUUUUUGUGGUAACUUUGCCACACACACAAAACCCAGGAGCCUACAUUAC